AUGGAUCAAAUAGCGCAAAUUCAAGGGAGAGAAAUAAAUGACGUUUUCUUGCCCACGGGAAACAUACUUGUUCCUAUUCUCGAGACUAAGCGAGCGGAUAUCGAGAAAACCAAGAAGGAAACUCACCAGUACGGACCAACAGAGAGGCACAUGCUCGAUGUAUAUUAUCCCCCCACAAAUCCAACAUCAGGACAUCCGCCCAUCCUCUUCUUCUCCUACGGCGGCGGCUUCUACAUGGGUGCGCGCAACCUCCCCGCGCGCGCCGACAUCAUCUACAGUAACCUCGGUGCCUUCUUCUCCAAACGCGGUUUAAUCACCGUCAUCCCCGACUACCGUCUUGUGGACUCGGGAAUGCGUUUCCCAGAUGCAGCCCUGGAUGUCCGUGACGCGAUGCAAUGGGUCGUCGACAUUCUCCAGUUCAAAUCCGACAUCUAUGUCCUUGGCCAUUCCGCCGGGGCGAUGAACAGCGCGAUCCUCUUAGCUGGACCGUAUACCUUUGAAGAUAUGCCGGCGGAUAUGAAGGACGCAGUAAGGCUGUAUUAUAGUGGAGAUGCUGAAGCCAAGGGAACCUUUCCCUUGGAGUUACUGAAUUUAGCGAAAGACGAAGCUGUUCUGACACGAAGGUGGUUGCUAGGUAUCGCGGAGAGGGAUUUCCCUUGCUUGACGCCUGCUUUGGAGAAGUUCAAGGAAGCGUUGACGAAGAAAGGGAUAUCGUAUGACGAAUUCAUCGCAAAAGGGCAUAACCAUGUCAGUCCAGUUCUUGCACUUGAAACUGGACAAGGAGAGCAAUGGGCAGAGGGUGUGGUUAAUUGGAUUCAUGCUACGCCUGCUUAGACGGAAGGCUCGAGUAUUUCCACUCCCACUCGCGUUUAAAGUGAACCCCAUUGUAUUGUUUAACCACAAGUCGAUCGGAUACAGGCAUAUAAAUGGAAUUUCAUAACAGACGGAAAUCAAAAAGUCUUUGUUGCUAAGG
Molecule: messenger RNA, 973 nt
Organism: Desarmillaria tabescens
Lineage: Eukaryota; Fungi; Basidiomycota; Agaricomycetes; Agaricales; Physalacriaceae
Product: Alpha/Beta hydrolase protein
Exons: 4
Coding region: 1-834 (277 amino acids)
Molecular function (GO): lipase activity
Source: RefSeq, a predicted model, not a curated record